Molecule: messenger RNA, 708 nt
Organism: Pseudovirgaria hyperparasitica
Lineage: Eukaryota; Fungi; Ascomycota; Dothideomycetes; Acrospermales; Acrospermaceae
Exons: 2
Coding region: 1-708 (235 amino acids)
Biological process (GO): intronic box C/D snoRNA processing; nuclear-transcribed mRNA catabolic process, RNase MRP-dependent; tRNA processing
Cellular component (GO): ribonuclease MRP complex; nucleolar ribonuclease P complex; cytosol
Molecular function (GO): ribonuclease MRP activity
Source: RefSeq, a predicted model, not a curated record
AUGACCGAGACGACCAAGGUAUUGACUCAGAAAAGUAGAGGAGGACGGCAGACGUUUAAGACCGAUCUUCCUGCUGGCGCAAGUCUAUGGCCUACGAUUAAUUCUCAAGACACAAAUUUGAUGUUGGAGAUGCUAUUACGCCUACUUCAACCUAUUGGUCACCAUCGAUCGAUCAAUCCACCGCCGUCGUCGGUCAAGCGGAAUCGGAAACGUAAGCGUCUUUCGCCUUCAUCUGAGCUUAAUCCUUCGUCAAGGACGGGAUCAAGCUCACCUGAGAUCUCACGACACGUCGUAGUUGGAAUCAAUAGCAUCAAUCGCCGUCUUGAGCAGCAAGCCCAGCAUCGAAAAGCUGAACCAGAUCAAAGAUCUGACGAGAGUCCCGCAAACAUCUGCCUCAUCUUUGUACCAUCAUCCCCAUCCACGAAGAUACCGGUCCAAUUUCAGCAUCUACCUGUGUUGGCUCGCACGGCCGCAGAUGCCCCAGCACUGCUCAUCCCAUUGCCAUUAGCCGCCGAGAAGGACCUUGCGAAAGCUUUAAGAAUCGCACGGGUGUCGGCUGUCAGCAUCUGCGAAAAUGCACCGAGUGCUGAGGUUCUGAUUGAAUUUUGCAAGAAACAAGUCAAGCCUGUGAAUGUGCCGUGGCUUGAGCUGGCACUUGAUGGGGCUAUAAAGUGGAAGGGUACGCAAAUUCUGAUUGAGGAAACAUGA